Molecule: messenger RNA, 2212 nt
Organism: Strongylocentrotus purpuratus (purple sea urchin)
Lineage: Eukaryota; Metazoa; Echinodermata; Echinoidea; Camarodonta; Strongylocentrotidae
Exons: 4
Coding region: 93-1178 (361 amino acids)
Source: RefSeq, a predicted model, not a curated record
GCAUACAUUAUGGUGACUGAUAAGGACCUCUUUAAUAAUAAUAGUCUUACCAACGUGGGAAAGCUAAAGAAAAUGGCAAAAAAUUGCUGAGAAUGAACAAAAGUCGGAGAAGCAGCGGACGAGUCUAUACCAGACUUGUCUGUCUAGACUGCAGUCUUGAUCGAAUGGCCAGGCCAGCUCGAGCGCCCAGGCCCAGGGGCAAGGUAAAUAAAAGCAUGUCCAGAGAAAAGAGCAACACGGAAUCAAUUACGAAAGUAACAGCGGACGAACCACAACCAACCAAGAAACUAGGAUACACGGCCCUCAUGAUCAAGGAAGAAGACUUUGAAGGCUUGGCAGAAGAUGGUCAUUCCAAACAUCUACCGGUGUCUCAAAAGCUGACAUUGUUGGAAGAACCAGAAGUGGACAUUUAUUCUGUUGUAGCGAAUGAAAAAAACUUGGGAGAUGGCGGGCCUGAUAGCGAGUCUCAAGGGACAUAUGAAGAGCUUCUACUGAGGCAUGAGCACCAUGCAGGUUCCAUUACGAGAAAAGACAAAGACGGUGAUUGCGCAGAGGAAGAUGGUGCCAUAGAGAUGAAUUUACAACUAUCAGAUCAAGUACACGUAAACGAUGGCUGUAGUAAGGAAGACGGUGGCAAGGAGAUUCAUGCAUCACAACUGGGUGAAGUGAAUUACCUGACCUUAACGGGCUAUGUAAAGGAAGAACCUUUGGAUAGUGACUCCAUGGAAGGUGUACUUAAUGGUGCCAACUGGGGGAUGAUAAAGCCACAGCCAUUAGGUGAAGAAGGUGUGAGACAGCCUCUGCUACCGGUAAUUUCGGAUAGUCGAGUACAACAGCUUGAUGACAAUUUAUCUUCACAAGCGGAGCGGGGAACUCCUCUGGAUUCAUCCGAAAGUGACAGUUCUACAAGUAAGUGUGGCCCUUGUAACUAUGCCAACGAUUCUGGUAAAAAACAAAGUGUCGCUGAAAGAGAGACAUUGGACCAGGGGCUUUCACAUCAUGUUUACGGACAGAUGGAUACAGAAAGAACAAAAGAAUGUGACGAGAAGUGUGAAGAGACUUUAAUUGAAGGCAUUGGACAAUCUUCCCAGUUUGGAGGAACAGAGGAAAAUCUUGCCAAGCCCCUGUUUACCCUCGUUGCAGGAGAGCCGUACAUCAGCCAGUGUCGAAUUUUGUAACAAAGAAUUUUCCAAUGUAUUGGACGUUGAGUCACACACUUGUCUCAUGAGACCCACACGAGAAAUGAUUUUUAAAUGUUCUUUGUGUAACAAGAAAUUUACCCAAAGUACUCAUCUUUUGAGACACGCGACUGACGCGAGAAACCACAAAGGAAUGAAGUCGUUGUACCAGUGUAGUCUCUGUAACCAAAGAUUUUUCUAUUUGAGCUCUCUAUUGAAACAUGUGAAACUUCACUCCCAAAGAUAUCCUUGUCUUGUAUGUGAUUUAAGAUUUUCCUCUGAGAAGCGUUUGUCGAUGCAUAGUUGGUCCCACAGAAAAGAUGAACCCUGUGAGUGUGCUGUUUGCAAGAAAACAUUCCCCGAUGCGAUGAGUCUGGCAUACCACACAAGAACCCAUGUAGGAAGAAAUCCAUACCAGUAUUCAGCUUGCGAUUUAAGAUUUUCUGAUGAGAAAAGGCCAACUAGAGCUACUCGAUACGAGAGAAAUCGGACAGGAAAAAAUCUUUUUGAGUGCCAUAUUUGCAACAAAAUAUAUCUGUAUGAGAGGGCGUUGACAUCACAUAUGGAAACUCAUACCAUUAAAAAACUUCUGUGUUCGAGUUGUGGCGAAUUGUUUCACGACAACUUUGAUUUGUCAUUGCAUAUGAGAAGUUCCCACACAGGGGAAAAGCCCUAUCAAUGUUCUGUUUGUAGUGAAAGAUUUUCCAAGGCAAAUAGUCUUUUAAUCCACAUGAAAAGCCACCCAGCAGAAAACCCUACCAAUGUUUGGUUUGUACCGUAACAGGGUGUGGUUUGUAUCGCAACAGGGUGUGGUUUGUACCGCAACAGGGUGUGGUUUGUACCGCAACAGGGUGUGGUUUGUACCGCAACAGGGUGUGGUUUGUACCGUUACAGGGUGGGGUUUGUACCGCAACAGGGUGUGGUUCGUACCGCAACAGGGUGUGGUUCGUACCGCAACAGGGUGUGGUUUGUACCGCAACAGGGUGUGGUUUGUACCGUUACAGGGUGGGGUUUGUACCGCAACAGGGUGGGGU